Molecule: messenger RNA, 4776 nt
Organism: Cyprinus carpio (common carp)
Lineage: Eukaryota; Metazoa; Chordata; Actinopteri; Cypriniformes; Cyprinidae
Product: semaphorin-3ab-like
Biological process (GO): motor neuron axon guidance; neural crest cell migration; positive regulation of neuron migration
Molecular function (GO): semaphorin receptor binding; neuropilin binding; chemorepellent activity
Source: RefSeq, a predicted model, not a curated record
UGGGAUGUGAAAGAAGAAAAAAAAAGUCUACCUAGAGGAUCCUCCGUUGGAAGCACAGCCCUCCCCUUUCCUCUCUCUCUCUCUCUCUCUCUCUCUCUCUCUCUCUGUCUCUCUCACUCACAGUCUUUCUCAGCUGGCUCCGCUCUCUCUCAGUCUUGCGCUGUGACCGUGUGUGCGCUGAGCUUGUGCAAAGAGAGAGAGAGAGAUAGAGAAGUGCCUAGGGCUUCACCGAGCUUUAGUUGAGUUUAGUCUCAACAGUGUUACUAUUUAAAACAGUCAGAGAGGAAGAGUGCACAACAUCUAGGAGAUAAACAACCACAGAAACACACUUUAAAGUGAGACAGUGAGUGGUGUGGACACUCAUGAUCCUCUCCUGAGGCUUUGACUGCUUCACCAGGAGAGAUGUGAUCGUUGUGCAACUUAUUUAACACACAGUCACUCCUGCUCCAUCCUGGACUGGAUUGCUGAAACGACACAGUGUUAACCAGAGGCCAGUGGACUGCACGCAGCCGGGGCGAACAUGGACUACCUGUGGGGGAUUGUACUGCUGCUGUGGACGCUCGGCGCGCCGGAGAGAGGAACCAACGCACAGAGGACCAAGAACAACAUACCCCGGCUCAAACUCUCAUAUAAAGAAAUGUUGGAGUCCAACAACCUGCACACUUUCAAUGGACUGCCCAACAGCUCUGCCUAUCACACCUUUUUAUUGGACGAAGAGAAAGGUCGGCUCUUUGUGGGGGCAAAAGACCAUGUGCUGUCUUUCAACUUGGUGGACAUCAAUCUGGACAUGGAUCUGAUAUCCUGGCCUCCUUCACCUUCUCGACGAGAUGAAUGCAAGUGGGCUGGGAAGGACGUCCAGAAGGAGUGCUCUAACUUCAUCAAGGUUCUGCAGCCGUUUAAUCAGACGCACGUGUAUGUGUGUGGAACAGGAGCCUUCCAUCCCAUCUGUGCUUAUGUGGAAGUAGGCAAACGCCCAGAGGACAACAUCUUUCGGCUAGGGUCAUCAAACUUUGAGAAUGGCCGUGGAAAGAGUCCCUAUGACCCCAAACUCCUGACUGCUUCCAUGCUGAUCGAUGGGGAACUUUAUGCUGGGACAUCAGCUGACUUCAUGGGCCGGGACUUUGCUAUUUUCCGAACGCUAGGCAAGCACCAUCCAAUCAGAACAGAGCAGCAUGACUCCAGAUGGCUCAACGAUCCUAGAUUUGUCAGCGUGCAUCUCAUCCCCGAGAGCGACAACCCUGAAGACGACAAGAUCUAUCUGUUCUUUAGAGAGAACGCUAUUGAUGGAGAGCAAAUCAGCAAAGCUACACACGCCAGAAUCGGACAGUUGUGCAAGAACGAUUUUGGAGGCCACAGGAGUUUGGUGAACAAAUGGACCACCUUUUUGAAGGCCCGUUUAAUCUGCUCCGUUCCUGGCCUGAACGGCAUCGACACACACUUUGAUGAACUACAGGAUGUUUUUCUCAUGAGCUCCAAGGAUCCCAAAAACCCUAUUAUCUAUGCUGUAUUUGCAACUUCCAGUAACAUCUUUAAGGGCUCAGCGGUGUGUAUGUACAGUAUGGCAGACAUCAGGAGGGUGUUUCUGGGCCCCUAUGCCCACCGAGAUGGACCCAACUACCAAUGGGUACCGUUUUUGGGUAGAGUGCCAUAUCCAAGACCUGGCACGUGCCCCAGCAAAACGUUUGAUGGUUUUGAAUCAACAAAGGACUUUCCUGACGACGUUAUCAAUUUUGCCAGAAGCCAUCCGGCCAUGUACAACCCAGUGUUCCCCAUCAACAACCGUCCAAUCAUAAUCAAAACCGAUGUCGACUAUCAGUUUACUCAGAUAGUGGUGGACAGGGUGGAGGCAGAGGACGGCCAGUAUGAUGUUAUGUUUAUUGGCACUGACAUGGGCACAGUUCUUAAGGUGGUUUCCAUCCCCAGAGGAACGUGGCAUGAUCUUGAAGAAGUCCUGUUGGAAGAGAUGACUGUGUUCAGAGAGCCAACAGCUAUUACUGCGAUGGAACUCUCCACAAAGCAGCAACAGCUCUAUCUGGGAUCUGCCAUUGGGGUUUCUCAAAUGCCUCUGCAUCGCUGUGACGUGUACGGGAAGGCCUGCGCUGAGUGCUGUCUGGCGCGUGAUCCUUACUGCGCCUGGGAUGGCUCACAGUGUUCCCGAUACUUUCCAACUGCUAAGAGGAGAACGAGGCGUCAGGAUAUAAGGAACGGAGACCCUCUGACUCAAUGUUCGGAUCUGCAGCAUCACGAUGAGGCAGACGGAGAGAAAGGUUUGCAGGAUAAGACAGUGUAUGGGGUUGAAAACAGCAGCUCUUUUCUGGAGUGCAGUCCUAAAUCCCAGCGUGCCCUUAUUUACUGGCAGUUUCAGAGACACGGAGAGGACCACAAACAAGAGAUAAAGUCAGAUGAGCGGGUGUUGGGCACAGAACAGGGUCUGUUGAUCCGAACCCUCCAUCAGAAGGACUCGGGUGUGUAUUACUGCCAUGCUGUUGAACACGGCUUCAUCCAGACCCUCCUCCGCCUCACACUCAACGUCAUUCACAACGAACACCUGGAUGACCUCCUGCACCGAGACACACCUGACAGCAACGACCCGACCAACGGCAAGAUGUGGUACCGUGACUUCCUGUCCCUCAUCAACCCGCCGAGCCCAAACAGCGUCGACCAGCUCUGCGAGCAGGUUUGGAAAAGAGAACGGAAACAGCGUAGACAGAAAGCCAAUCUGUUGCACGCCGGCCAAUCACACACCAGCCAGCUAAUCCACCCCAGCCAAUCACACACUAGUAAAUGGAAGCUGCUACAGGAAAACAAGAAAGGACGCAAUCGCAGGACCCAUGAGAUGCAGCGGGCGCCCCGCAGCGUGUGACAUGAACUCUACAUAAAAAAGAGGAAAUCCAACAGACUUCUAUUGAGACUGGAGACAGGAAGAACGGAAUUCCACUUCCUGUAGUGUGUGCAAGAGAUUUACUUAUGAACCAGAGCACAUCUUCAUUCACACGUAUUGAGACUCUUACUCUGAGAGGACUUAACGGGACACAAGAUGCAAACAGAUACUGAAACAGCUGUAAAUAUGAAAUAAAUACAAAAAUAUACUGUGAGACAGGUUUCAGUCUGUAUAAAAACCCUGUUUCAUUUUAUGAGGGACAAAACAUGGAUGCUGAAAGACCACUGUUUAACCUCCAUUUAGCUGAAGCACAAUGCAUUCUGGAUAAUAAACUUGUCAGUAAUAUUAUGUGUAUAGAGUGUGUUGACCUUAACAUAUACUGUAUAUCUUUGUAUCGGAAUUGUAGGCCCAUCUGUUUAUGUACGUAUCCAUUAAUUAAGGAAUUGUUCAUUAGGUUUUAUUCUUCUUUCUCUUCCCCUCUUUCUGCAAAAGCAACGCCUCGGCAAAUCCAUUAAUGGAACUGUGUUGUUCCUCUGAAUAAGCUCUUCUUGACAAGAAAAAAAUAACUAUUGCUAUUUUUUUUAGAUUAAUAUUUAAUUUUGUACUGUGCCAGAGUAUAUCUAAAAUAUUACAUAAUAGAUUUAUUUUUAUUUAGUUGUCCUCAUUGUAAACCACUGCACCAUGAGGGUAACAAGCCCUCUUCACUAUUUUGUUCUCCUCAGUUAAGUUAUUUGUUGACAUGAUUUUGUCUAUGUUCACAUUUGUGUUUAUAUAAAAGUAUUGUGGUCGAGUAUGUGAAAUACUGUGGCAUUUAUUAAGGAGUAUUGCCGUCAUGUCUGUCACACAUACUUGGGAGAAUACUGGUUUUCACUCAAUGUACAAAAAAAGAAUUUACAAAAAAAAAAAACCAUAACAUGGCACCCCAGGACCGACGUUGCCUAUCCCUGCUCUAUAUACAUAAUCUCAAAGAUGUUUAAAUGUAUAUGUCUCAGAGAGCCAAUUAUUACAUUUUUUUUUUCUAAGAGAGAUUACGAAAACAGACUAUUUAUUUCUACUUUACUUGGAACCUUACAGACUCAGUCAUGAAGAAUAAAAUAAGACCAGAAGCAUGUAUUGAGAGAGUAAAUGGGGAUGAUUUAGAUUUUCUCUUGACUUUAUGAGAGGGCAAUGAAGGACAAUUUACAACUGUUAUAUAAUAUUCUGAGCCUGUCCCUUGGCUGAGGAAAGGACAGCUGUGUGACUGGAACUGCUGGGAUCAGAGAUAGAACAGCUGGGACAGGACUCAGAGACUCCUUGAGCAGUCCUACUUUCACUCCUCCCACUGAAUUAGUUUUAUCAAGUUGUUUUUGUUCCCUUUUUGUUACGGCCACACACACAUGCUCACACCUACAGCACACAUAUAUAUGAAUGUAGCUGUGAACAUAUAGACUAUUUAUGAAAAAAUGGUCCAAAAUAUACGCCACUGUGUACAAACUGCAUGUGAAUUUACACUCAUUUCUAUACUCUUUUACAGUAGCUGCUCUUGUUAAUGGGUAAUUUGUCUGGCGUUGGAUUCCAGGUGGUGCUGAAAAAAUAUUCUGCUAAUAAUGACAGAUGGUGUUAUUGACGAGCAUAAUUUCUGCCUGAAAAAAUCUCUUCCUUUGUAGCUAGUUAUACAACCAACAAAAAACCGCUGUAAGUGAAAGGAUUUCAAAUGCAAAACUCAACAGCAUGAACUUGGUUGCUCUGUUUGGAUGGACUUUGGGCAAAAAAGGACACAUGCCUCGCUUUGACUUUUUUUCAGGGACUCCCCUGAACUGGAAACGAGGGACAAAGACAUGAAAAUGCUGCUGUAAAUUAUUAAUUUCUGGCAUGCAUUCUGCUGUUCAAAUAAAUGUCUGUUUCAGAGGGCUGGA